Messenger RNA from Musa acuminata subsp. malaccensis (wild Malaysian banana), 1781 nucleotides. Its product is annotated as protein CfxQ homolog. NCBI's taxonomy places the organism in Eukaryota, Viridiplantae, Streptophyta, Magnoliopsida, Zingiberales, Musaceae. The record is from RefSeq and is a predicted model, not a curated record. Gene Ontology annotation, molecular function: ATP hydrolysis activity; ATP binding; protein binding.
UAGAAAAGGUGGUCGCGAGAGGGAAAGAGGGAGGAGGAGGAGGCGGGAGACGGGAUGCCGGGGAACCACGAUCAACGGUCGAGAUCUGCCAGGGCGGCCACCAUCCACGGUUGCGCCCAGUCCGGAGACCUCCUCGGCCUACAGAGGCGGCUCCAGGAGAACCCGUCGCUCCUCAAUGCGAGGAACGCCGUCAUGGCACAAACACCGCUUCAUGUGGCUGCUGGAUACAACAAUACCAGUAUCGUCAAGUUCCUGCUUGAAUGGAAGCGCCCAGAGAAAGUUGAGUUGGAGGCAAAGAACAUGUAUGGUGAAACACCGCUGCACAUGGCAGCAAAAAAUGGUUGCAGCGAAUCAGCAAGGCUACUUCUCACACAUGGUGCUUCUCUUGAGGCAAAAGCCAAUAAUGGAAUGACUCCACUACAUUUGGCUGUUUGGCAUGCACUACGAGCAGAAGAUUGCAUUACAGUGAGCACACUGCUAGAUUACAAUGCCGAUUGUAGUGUCAAAGAUAAUGAGGGAAUGACCCCUUUAAGUCAUCUCUCAGAAGGUGCUGGCAAUGAGAAACUUCAAGGACUCCUUUUUCGGCAUAUAGAGGAGCAAAGAAAGCGCAAAGCAAUUGAGUCAUGCAGUGAGGCAAAAGCAAAAAUGGCCGAGUUUGAAGCAGCUAUUUCAAAUGUUGUGGGAUUGCAGGAACUCAAAAUGCAACUGCGUAGAUGGGCUAGGGGUAUGCUUUUUGAUGAGAAGCGACGAGCAUUGGGAUUAAGUAUAGCUCCAAGAAGGCCUCCUCAUAUGGCCUUCCUUGGUAAUCCUGGAACAGGUAAAACUAUGGUCGCCAGAGUUCUUGGUAAACUCCUCCACAUGGUAGGCAUUCUACCUACUGAUAAUGUAACAGAAGUGCAAAGGACUGACCUAGUUGGAGAAUUUGUGGGUCACACUGGACCAAAGACAAGGCGCAAGAUACAUGAAGCAGAGGGAGGAAUUCUUUUCGUCGACGAAGCCUACAGAUUGAUUCCAAUGCAAAAAGCAGAUGACAAGGACUAUGGCUUAGAGGCACUAGAAGAAAUAAUGUCUGUGAUGGACAGCGGUAAGGUGGUGGUGAUUUUUGCUGGAUAUUCUGAGCCAAUGAAACGAGUGAUAGAAUCAAACGAAGGUUUCCGUAGAAGGGUAACCAAGUAUUUUUACUUCGACGACUUCAGCACAACUGAACUUGCUCAAAUUCUGCAUAUUAAAAUGAAUCACCAGGAUCAGAAUAGCUUACUCCAUGGAUUCAAUCUCCACCCAACUUGUAGCGUUGAGGCUGUUGCGAAACUGAUCGAUAGAGAGACCACGGAGAAGCAGAGGAGAGAGAUGAAUGGGGGUCUCAUAGACCCAUUGCUUGCAAAUGCUCGUGAAAAUUUGGAUCUUCGACUUGAUUUUGAUUGCAGUGACACUGAUGGUUUAGUGACGAUAACAAUGGAGGAUUUAAUGGCAGGCCUUAGACUGCUUUCUUAGCAAUGGUCUAGGGAUGACUUAAGAACUCUAUUUCUUGUAGUCAGCCCCAAGAAUAGCAGGUUGUUAAAUUGCAAGAGUUGAGCUCACUAUCAGAGUUCAUUAGACAUGAUUUCUUUCAUUGAUGUAUUCCUUCCUCUACAGUGAGGAAGUAAAGUUCAUGUUGUAUUAGAUAAAGUUCAUUGUAAUAGUAGGUUCAUUUACGUUCCAUAAAACCAGCUUGACAUUUAUUGGUGAAGUCAAUGUGUUCCUUAGCAAUUAACCUCAGAAAUCAUGAAAAUAAAUGUUGUUUC